Messenger RNA from Chaetomium strumarium, 2745 nucleotides. RefSeq lists its product as uncharacterized. Gene Ontology annotation, biological process: transmembrane transport; metal ion transport. Lineage: Eukaryota; Fungi; Ascomycota; Sordariomycetes; Sordariales; Chaetomiaceae. The transcript is spliced from 10 exons. Gene Ontology annotation, cellular component: membrane. The record is from RefSeq and is a predicted model, not a curated record. Gene Ontology annotation, molecular function: metal ion transmembrane transporter activity. Bases 144 to 2672 code for a protein of 842 amino acids.
AAGAGGAAAACCCUGAAAUCCAACAAGCGUUUGCCCGGAUCAUCAAGCUAUUGCUCCUGAAUGGCUCGCGUCUGGAUGACAAGGACAACCAAUUCGUGGAACGGCCUGGCAAUGGGUGGAUUAAGGAGCUGACGAGCGAGGUGAUGGUAGCAGGGAAUUCGUCAAAGAUGUCGUCGCGGCACCCCCAACCAUUGUUGCGACCGCAACGUGGCUCUCCACAGGAAAGGGCCUGCUCCGCAUUUGAGGUCACGCUCAUUCAGGUGUUCCUACAGGAAGGAGAGGAUGGGAAAUUACGGAACAACUUCAACUCACCCCACCAGGCUAUUGAUGUCCCGUCUGUAUAUGAUUUCAUAUACGAGGGUGAUCGAGGCGUUUCUCAUGCAUCGGGUGACUCCCGACCAGAUAAGCUCGGUCGGGACUCAUUCAUAUGCCGCUGGCUGCAUUUGCCCGCCAACAACGAGCAGUGGGUUCGCGACCUCUUUAUCAGCAUGGGGAUUCAGGAUCACUCAAUGAUCGACCAGCGAUACCAGGGGUCUCGUUUAAUCAACCGCUACAUGAUCCCACAGGCCAAGAAGUACAAAUACACCCGCCGUACCGAUCAUCAGUUGAGCAUAGCAAUGCAGCCGGAGUUAGCAGAACAGGAAGCUGUAGUGAUAUUCAUGCCCAUCUUGGGUUUCGAAAAGCACGGCAACCGGAAGAAGCUUAGUCAAGCAUUCUGCGACGUACAAGUGGCAACUGCACAGGCUCCUGUUCACGAUGCCGACGAAGCAGCAGCAAGGUUGUUGCUCAGUGGCUACCUAGCCUCUCGCGGCGUAGCGCCGGUCCACUGUCGCCGAACCCUUGACCAAUUUUCAUACUACAUGUUGGAAUCGACUGAGAGACGGGAUAAUGAUCAAGUCACAUACAAAUGGGCGGAGAAUCAGAAACCACAAACGGACCCUGAUGGCCGGCCCGUUGUCAUGGUUGACCAGCUCUGGCUAUGGGCUCUUCAGGACGGAACCGUUAUCACCAGUUUCCCAAACACCUGGAACCAGGACGAGGAGUUCAACCUGCGCAAAGUCUUCGUUGACGAGUUGUUGAACAACGAAGACUGGGUGAUACAGUCCACCGAAGAUCUGCUGCACCUUGUCUUGAAGACAAGUCUUGACUUCUUCGGACGGAAGGGUCCGCAGGACUGUCGGUUCUACGAAUGCUUUCAGUCGCAUAUCAACAAUGUCUCUGAGCACCAGAGGGAUCUAUACCGUGACUUCCGUGGCUUGACUCGUGACCUGCAAGACCAAGAACUCACGCCUGCACAAAAAAAGCAGAAACUCGAAAGGCUCCUUUCCCUGGAUAUGGAGAUGGAGCUGUUAGGCGAAAUCCUCGACAUUCAGGACGAGCUCUCCAUUGUCAAUGAUGUUCUAACGCAGCAAGAGGUUGCGCUCAACGAGCUCCGGCAGCUUUAUACCGAACAAGACCACGCGAGCAUAACCAACACCGGCAUUGGAAAAGGGAAGAUGAAGGAUUUAGGCGUAGAGACACCCGUGACCAACCAGGUGACAUUACUGAGCGCGGGCCAAGAGCCUCAUAUUCUCUGGGAUCGUGGCCUUAUGCAUAAGACAAUGCUAAUCUUGACAAAUAAUUUUCGGGCUAUCUCAGAUUUGUCAUUCACGGCGUCGAAGGUAGAGCGCAUGCUUCAAAGCCUCCUAAACCUAAAACAGAGACAGGCGCAGAGUUGGGAGGCUCGAUUUGCGAGGGAGGGCUCCGAAGAGACUCAGCGUCAGGGAAAGAUGAUUCUCUUUUUCACCAUUGUCACGAUCAUAUCUCUACCUCUCAUGUUCAUGGCAAGCUUCUUCGCCCUGGACGUCGAUGCGUGGCCAAAGGAUGCCGCUUCAGGGGAGACAAAAUGGCAGCUUGGCCAAGUAUCUAGCUACUUGUUCGGCGUAUCGGCCGGUGUCUCGAUUCCACUCAUCCUCGUCGCAUUCUAUAUGACGGGGUAUAUCGGGUCCCACCCCACGACUCGUCACAAAUACGCACCAAUCUUCGGAGAUCUCACCUUUCACACAAAGAUUCCCGUCCUCCACCACCUCUGGAAGUACCGCCAGUACCACCGCACGAGCCGGGUGGUCCGGAAAGCCCAGAAAGGCAAGCACCUCUACAAGGAAGUCACCGAGGAUAAGUAUAUCGCCGACUACCCGCUUCACUACUACACGCGUAAAGGCAUUGACUUCUUCGGUGAUUGGCUCCGUCCACUGCUUGCCGUACUCCUGGCCUGUCUUUGCCUGCGUAGGAUGAGGCGGCAGAAACUGCCAUUACCCGAAUCUACCCGCUGGGGAAGCACCGACUCGGCCGACAAGCCACUCAGCAGCUCGUCAAUGUCCCUGGAUGAUUGGCCCACAAACCUCAGUGAUGAAACGGUCGACUCGCUACAUUCGGACGGUGAGCCGAGGACUUGGUCGGUGUUGGCAAAAGAGCGUAGACGUCGCCGUGCCGCAUUUCGACAAUUCCGACAGCACAGGAGGCUUGACGAGGAAGCCGAAGAACCUGAGAUUCCCGAUCAAUGGUCGAUGCGAGUGUCGUUGCGGACAUCCGAUCCAGCUGUAACCGACGGAGCCACACCGGCAUUCCCAAUGGGGAUUUUGAGGCGGAGGAGGGCGAGGAGCCCUGAUACUGAGCUGGGGAAGAGUAGUUAACUGAAUCUACGAGACGCGAGACGGGCGUGGGACAAGUUUGACAGACUUCGAACAUGGGUCAACGUGAAACUCU